AUGUCAAAAUUUUUUAGAGAGAUCACGGAAUCCAUUCAAAGUGGUGAUUCAACAGCAAGGCUAAUGAAAUAUAAUCCAACCACAGGGGAAGUCAGUGCAAUGUUAAAGAAUCUCGCAGGAGCAACAGGAGUGGCAUGUAGCAAAGAUGGCAAAUUUGUUCUAGUUGCCGAAUACAUUGGCAAGAGAAUCCAGAAGUAUUGGCUACAACGUAAAAAGGCAGGCAAAGCUGAAACCAUUAUAAAAUUUACUGGAUACCCUGUGAAGGUGAAGAGAAAUAAUGAGGGAAACUUUUGGGUGGCACUCAACUCUCAAAAGGAGGAUAGCAGUUUACCACAGGGCAUUAAAAUUGAUUGCAAUGGGGAAGUGCUUGACUCUGUUGAUUUGAGAAGAGAAUAUAAUGACCAGUAUAUUACUACUGUGCAGGAACACAAGAAAUUGGCUGACCUUGAUUAUCAUAGAAGUGCCAAGAAAUGUAAAGAGCUGAAGUUUUUGUCUUUGUAA
Nicotiana attenuata is the source of this 501-nucleotide messenger RNA. RefSeq names its product strictosidine synthase-like. The record is from RefSeq and is a predicted model, not a curated record. Gene Ontology annotation, molecular function: strictosidine synthase activity. The coding region runs from base 1 to 501 and encodes 166 amino acids. Gene Ontology annotation, biological process: biosynthetic process. The transcript has 2 exons. Lineage: Eukaryota; Viridiplantae; Streptophyta; Magnoliopsida; Solanales; Solanaceae.